GGUGUUACGCAUUUUCCCAUCAAUUCCGCCUUCCCCGCUGCCCCUAGAGGCUACCACUUGUGGCCAGUCAAGCCACACUAUCGGAACCCGUGCUGGAUUCCGUCCUUCGAAGCUGGAUAGGCCGCUCCGGGGAAGUUUGGAUAGUAACUUUAACUUUACAAAUGGUACCUCUUACCAUGACCUGUGUUCCAAUCAGAAUGAGAGCCACUCUCGUUUGACAGCCAGGUUAAUCCCCCUGCAGAAUUCAAAAAAAUCGCCCAGGUACCUGGGCAGGAAGCAAGGACCAAUCAUGAAUGGUAUAUUGCUGCUGCUUUUCAUUUUGAAUUUGACGAAUAUCAGCAAUAAAUAAUAGAGCCCAGUGCGUGCCAAA
Blastomyces dermatitidis ER-3 is the source of this 370-nucleotide messenger RNA. RefSeq lists its product as uncharacterized. The record is from RefSeq and is a predicted model, not a curated record. The annotation marks the transcript as partial. Lineage: Eukaryota; Fungi; Ascomycota; Eurotiomycetes; Onygenales; Ajellomycetaceae. The transcript has a single exon.